AUGGAAUCAGCUCAAAAAGAAAAACUGGUCGCAGCCAAGAACAAAUUACACCAAAUGCAUCUUGAAUCGGAAGAAAAGAAAAAGAUCCAAGCAGAAAAAGAAAGAAUUCAGGCACAAGAAAGAGCGAAGAGGGCAGGGUCUCGAGCCCCGCAAUCCUCACACCAACAAAGUGGAACCCCCGUGGGACCUCCCCUAGUUGGUAAGCUCAACAACUCCAACACGGACAAUGAUGGAAUCCCCAUUGGACAACCAGAUGAAGAUGAAGGUUUGGGUGUCGCUGGACAUGAAGGAGAUGACGAAUCGUCCGAGGCAGAAGGCAUCACGAGUGAUUUCCGAUCUACUUUAAAGAAGAACAAAGCACACUUAUUAGAAGACGGUUCACAGGCUCCAAGCCUCAAAAGGAGUAUCAGAAUAAAAGGCAGAGAAGCAGCCAUAGGCGCUAUACUGGCCCAGCGCAAAAUAGGAUUCACUCACUUCGCGUCGUCCAACGGAAUUCCCUCAACAGAGGAGAAAGAUGAUUCGACCAAACAGGGUGUGUCAAUCAUGGACAAACUUAACCAUGCGGUCGAGUUUGGGACAAUUGAGGAAGCUCGGGCAGCCCUUGAGAAAGUCGACGCCGUCUUGAAACGGACACUCCAUUUUGAUCUUCCUAGGCGUCUGCCGUAA
Messenger RNA from Melampsora larici-populina 98AG31, 666 nucleotides. RefSeq lists its product as uncharacterized. The coding region runs from base 1 to 666 and encodes 221 amino acids. The record is from RefSeq and is a predicted model, not a curated record. The transcript has 3 exons. NCBI's taxonomy places the organism in Eukaryota, Fungi, Basidiomycota, Pucciniomycetes, Pucciniales, Melampsoraceae.